AUGCGUAGUGGCAAGGAGGAUCUCGUUAAAUUUCGUAUAAAGCACGGAGCUGAUGCGGAGAUGGAGAAUGGAGAUGGACAUCCACGUUUACAUCUUGCUGCAUCGCUGGGACAUCUGGAAGCAAUCAGAACUAUACUAAGGCAUGGAGAAAAUGUGAACAAAGUGGCCCGGAAAGGCUACAUUGCUUUACACAUUGCUGCUAACAAUGGUCAUGUUGACGUCAUCAAAUAUCUGAUCAGUCAAGGAGCUGAGGUUAAUAAGAGAGAUAAUGAUGGUCAGACUGCUCUACACAUUGCUGCUAACAAUGGUCAUGUUGACGUCAUCAAAUAUCUGAUCAGUCAAGGAGCUGAGGUUUAUAAGGGAGAUAUUGAUGGUUGGACUGCAUUACACGGUGCUGCUAAGAAUGGCCAUCUUGCCGUCGUCAAACAUCUGAUCAGUCAAGGAACAGUUACUGAGGUUUAUAAGGGAGAUAAUGAUGGUUGGACUGCAUUACACAGGGCUGCUAUGGAUGGCCAUCUUGACAUCAUCAGAUAUCUGAUCAGUCAAGGAGCUGAGGUUAAUAAGGGAGAUAAUGAUGGUUGGACUGCAUUACACAGUGCUGCUAACAAUGGUCAUUUUGACGUCAUCAAAUAUCUGAUCAGUCAAGGAGCUGAGGUUAAUAAGGGAGAUAAUGAUGGUUGGACUGCAUUACACAGGGCUGCUAUGGAUGACCAUCUUGACAUCAUCAGAUAUCUCAUCAGUCAAGGAGCUGAGGUUAAUAAGGGAGAUAAUGAUGGUUGGACUGCAUUACACAGUGCUGCUAACAAUGGUCAUGUUGACGUCAUCAAAUAUCUGAUCAGUCAAGGAGCUGAGGUUAAUAAGGGAGAUAAUGAUGGUUGGACUGCAUUACACAGUGCUGCUAACAAUGGUCAUGUUGACGUCAUCAAAUAUCUGAUCAGUCAAGGAGCUGAGGUUAAUAAGGGAGAUAAUGAUGGUUGGACUGCAUUACACAGGGCUGCUAUGGAUGGCCAUCUUGACAUCAUCAGAUAUCUGAUCAGUCAAGGAGCUGAGGUUAAUAAGGGAGAUAAUGAUGGUUGGACUGCAUUACACAGUGCUGCUAACAAUGGUCAUUUUGACGUCAUCAAAUAUCUGAUCAGUCAAGGAGCUGAGGUUAAUAAGGGAGAUAAUGAUGGUUGGACUGCAUUACACAGGGCUGCUAUGGAUGACCAUCUUGACAUCAUCAGAUAUCUGAUCAGUCAAGGAGCUGAGGUUAAUAAGGGAGAUAAAGAUGGUUGGACUGCAUUACACAGUCCUGCUAACAGUGGUCAUGUUGACGUCAUCAGAUAUCUGAUCAGUCAAGGAGCUGAGGUUAAUAAGGGAGAUAAUGAUGGUUGGACUGCAUUACACAGUGCUGCUAACAAUGGCCAUUUGGACGUCAUCAAAUAUCUGAUCAACCAAGGAGCUGAUGUUAAUAGGAGUGAUAAAGGUGGACAGACUGCAUUACACGGUGUUGCUAACAAUGGUCAUGUUGGCGUCAUCAAAUAUCUGAUCAGUCAAGGAGCUGAGGUUUAUAAGGGAGAUAAUGAUGGUUGGACUGCAUUACACGGUGCUGCUAAGGAUGGCCAUCUUGACGUCAUCAAAUAUCUGAUCAACCAAGGAGCUGAUGUUAAUAGGAGUGAUAAAGGUGGACAGACUGCACUACACAUUGCUGCUAAGAAUGGUCAUCUUGACGUCAUCAUGUAUUUGAUCAGCCAAGGAGCUGAGAUCAAUGGGGGUAAUAAAGAUGGUCAGACUGCUCUACACAUCGCUGCUAAGAAUAGUUACAUUGACAUUCUGAAGGUCCUACUUCCAAACGGAGCACGAUCUGACACGGAAGACAAAGCAGGCAACAUACCGAUCCACUAUGCAAGAGAUGAAUCAGUCAGACAGAUGAUUUUUCCAAGGAUUGAUACGAAUAAAAUAAAGACAGCCGGCGUCGAUACCGCAAACACUUGCGACAUAAACAUCCAGGUCGCAAAAGCUGAUGGUAAACUCAGGUCUACUCACAAAAAAGGUGAUGAAAAUGAAGAAACUAAAGUGAUCGUUCUGUGA
Messenger RNA from Lytechinus variegatus (green sea urchin), 2070 nucleotides. RefSeq names its product ankyrin repeat domain-containing protein 50-like. Lineage: Eukaryota; Metazoa; Echinodermata; Echinoidea; Temnopleuroida; Toxopneustidae. Bases 1 to 2070 code for a protein of 689 amino acids. Gene Ontology annotation, biological process: RNA processing. The transcript is spliced from 3 exons. The record is from RefSeq and is a predicted model, not a curated record. Gene Ontology annotation, molecular function: RNA nuclease activity; RNA binding; protein binding.